Prionailurus viverrinus (fishing cat) is the source of this 2609-nucleotide messenger RNA. It is a transcript of the gene VPS45, whose product is annotated as vacuolar protein sorting 45 homolog. The transcript has 15 exons. The record is from RefSeq and is a predicted model, not a curated record. NCBI's taxonomy places the organism in Eukaryota, Metazoa, Chordata, Mammalia, Carnivora, Felidae. The coding region runs from base 116 to 1759 and encodes 547 amino acids. Gene Ontology annotation, biological process: vesicle-mediated transport; intracellular protein transport. Gene Ontology annotation, cellular component: Golgi membrane.
AGCCGAAGCCGGGCGGGGAGGAAGCCACAGAGACCCGGCCAAAAGGCCGGGGGUUAAUUUAGCCAGAAAAAAGGGGGCGGGAAGGGCUGUGGGGCUAACCUGUCAAUUCGCUACCAUGAACGUGGUUUUUGCUGUGAAGCAGUACGUUUCCAAAAUGAUAGAGGACAGCGGACCGGGUAUGAAAGUACUUCUCAUGGAUAAAGAGACGACUGGCAUUGUGAGUAUGGUAUACACACAAUCAGAGAUUCUUCAGAAAGAAGUGUACCUUUUUGAACGCAUUGAUUCUCAAAAUCGAGAGAUCAUGAAACAUCUGAAAGCAAUUUGUUUUCUUCGACCUACGAAGGAGAAUGUGGAUUAUCUGAUUCAAGAGCUCCGGAGACCAAAAUACAGUAUAUAUUUUAUUUAUUUCAGUAAUGUGAUCAGCAAGAGUGAUGUGAAGUCAUUAGCUGAAGCUGAUGAACAGGAAGUCGUGGCUGAGGUUCAGGAAUUUUAUGGUGAUUACAUUGCUGUGAAUCCACAUUUGUUUUCCCUGAAUGUUUUGGGUUGCUGCCAGGGUCGAAAUUGGGAUCCAGCCCAGCUAUCCAGAACAACUCAAGGACUGACGGCUCUCCUUCUAUCUCUGAAGAAGUGUCCCAUGAUUCGUUAUCAGCUUUCAUCAGAGUCAGCAAAGAGACUUGCAGAAUGUGUUAAGCAAGUAAUAACUAAAGAAUAUGAACUGUUUGAAUUCCGGCGGACUGAGGUUCCUCCGUUGCUGCUUAUUUUAGAUCGUUGCGAUGAUGCCAUCACCCCAUUGCUAAACCAGUGGACAUAUCAGGCCAUGGUCCAUGAACUACUGGGCAUAAACAACAAUCGGAUUGAUCUUUCCAGAGUGCCGGGGAUCAGUAAAGACUUAAGAGAGGUGGUCCUAUCUGCUGAAAACGAUGAAUUCUAUGCUAAUAAUAUGUACCUGAACUUUGCUGAGAUUGGUAGCAAUAUAAAGAAUCUCAUGGAAGACUUUCAGAAGAAGAAACCAAAAGAACAGCAAAAACUAGAAUCAAUAGCAGACAUGAAGGCCUUUGUUGAGAAUUACCCACAGUUUAAGAAGAUGUCUGGGACGGUAUCAAAGCAUGUGACAGUGGUUGGAGAGCUGUCUCGGUUGGUCAGUGAGCGGAAUCUGCUGGAGGUUUCAGAAGUUGAGCAAGAACUGGCCUGUCAGAAUGACCAUUCUAGUGCUCUCCAGAAUGUAAAGAGGCUCCUGCAGAACCCCAAAGUGACAGAGUUUGAUGCUGCCCGCCUAGUGAUGCUUUAUGCUCUACAUUAUGAGCGACACAGCAGCAACAGCCUGCCAGGACUAAUGAUGGACCUCAGGAAUAAAGGUGUUUCUGAAAAGUAUCGAAAGCUUGUGUCUGCAAUAGUUGAAUAUGGCGGUAAACGGGUCAGAGGAAGUGACCUCUUCAGCCCCAAAGACGCUGUGGCUAUUACCAAACAGUUCCUCAAAGGAUUGAAGGGAGUAGAAAAUGUGUAUACUCAACAUCAACCUUUCCUACAUGAGACCCUGGACCAUCUCAUCAAAGGAAAGCUUAAGGAAAACCUGUACCCUUAUCUAGGCCCCAACACACUCAGAGACAGACCUCAGGAUAUCGUUGUGUUUAUAAUUGGAGGAGCCACCUAUGAAGAGGCUCUAACAGUUUAUAACCUGAACCGUACCACUCCUGGAGUGAGGAUUGUCCUGGGAGGAACCACAGUGCAUAACACAAAAAGAAAAAUUAGGAUCCUGUAACAGAAUUUGCAUUUCAAAGGAAGAGGAAUCCAGAGGACACUCUUGUUCACUUAUGGGCAUUUCAGGAUCAGUUUUUUAAAAGUGUUGGAACCAUCACCAUCUCCGUAGAGAUUCUAGAGGGAGUUACUUUGCUGCUGUGACCAACGCAUUAAACACCAUUGCAAGAGCUGUGGUGGGGUGUAUUGCCUGUCACUGACAAGCAUUUAUUGAGCACUGAUAACGUGUAAGGUUUUGUGAAAGGCGCUACAAAGAGACAAACAUGGAGACAUGUUCCAUAUUUUUAAGGAUUUCAAUGUCCAAUGGGAAAAUAAGCAUAUAAAUGAAUAAUAAGAUGCUUUUUGAAAAAACUGGAUUUAACCAAGAUUCAAAUCUAGGUCUGUCUCUUGGUUCCAAUUUAUUUGUGCAUUUGGAACAUAUAUUUUUAAAAUUAAAAAUAGCUUUUCACUGCAAAAUCAAUGCAUAAUACUCGUAGGAAAAAAAUUUAAUACAGCUAAGCAAAAAUAAGAUAAUAAAAAUAUCCAUACUGCCACAAUCCCACCAUAGGAAAUGUCAACAUCUUGAUGUAUGUAUAGCCUUUUGGACCUUUUUCUAUUAAUGUAUGCACAUAUAUUUUUAAACAAAAGGACUGUACUAUACAUGUACUUUCAAUGAAAAUUCCAACAUAUGUCAUUUUUAGAGUGACUGAAUAGCAUUCUGUUGUCUGAUUGUGCCCCAAUUUAUUCAACCAACCCUUUUUUGUUCAUUCAGCACUUAUUGAGUGCCUACUGUGUUCCAGGAGCUAUCUUAAGACUACAGUGUUGUGUUACAGUGGUGGAUAAAAUUGUUUGGUAUUAAUUGUUUAUAAUUUUUC